This is a messenger RNA of Trematomus bernacchii (emerald rockcod), 1071 nucleotides long. RefSeq names its product zinc finger, AN1-type domain 1 (gene zfand1). The record is from RefSeq and is a predicted model, not a curated record. Bases 80 to 886 code for a protein of 268 amino acids. The transcript is spliced from 8 exons. Gene Ontology annotation, cellular component: cytoplasmic stress granule; cytoplasm. Lineage: Eukaryota; Metazoa; Chordata; Actinopteri; Perciformes; Nototheniidae. Gene Ontology annotation, molecular function: zinc ion binding. Gene Ontology annotation, biological process: cytoplasmic stress granule disassembly.
UCGCCUACUGCCAUUAAACCACCGAAGAAGAGAGAAGCGUUGUUUACUUCAUCAGCUGUUUUACACUCGCCUUGUAAUCAUGGCUGAACUGAACAUCGGGAAGCAUUGCCGGAUCGAUUCCUGCCACCAAAACGAUUUCCUCCCGUUUGUCUGUGAUCUGUGCCGCGGAAGUUUCUGCAUCGAUCACAGGAGCAGAGAGGCCCACUCGUGUUCGGAGGAGCCGGUGAAGAAGGAGCCUCGGACGACUGGAGGAAACACAAGUUAUCCGUGUUCGUUUCAAGACUGCAGAGGGAAGGAGCUGCUGCCUGUCGUCUGUCCGCAGUGUGAGAGACAGCUCUGUUUGGCCCACCGUCACCAAGAUGAUCACGAGUGUGAGAAGUUGGAGGUCCAGAAGCCUCGAAUGGCCGCCACCAAAGAGCUGGUGCAAAAGAUCGUAGAGGCAAAGGACACAUCUAAGGCUAAAGGACGAAGAGGAGCGAAGAGCAGCACCACAGCAGCUAAAGUGGCCUUAAUGAAACUGAAGCUUCAUGCUGCGGGAGACAAGGGGCUUCCACAGGCGGAGAGGACAUAUUUACAGGUUUAUCUCCCGAAGGACUCCAAAGCCUCGAGCCAGCCGAUGUUCUUCUGUUCUAAGUGGAGCGUGGGGAAGGCGGUGGAUUACGCAGCUUCUCUGGCGAGUCUGAAGAACAGCAACAACAUCCUGACCGCCAAGAAGCUGCGUCUGUGCCACCCUCAGACGGGCGAGGCUCUCCAGAUGGACGACACCCUGCUGUCCCUGCUCUCUCACCCAGAAACGCCCCUCUUUAACGGGGGAGACGUUGUGCUGGAGUACCUGGAGAACCAGAGCUCCGGCCUGGAUGUGUCCGACUACAUCAGCCAGGGUUGACUGACUCUGUACGGGAGGUUCCUCACGCCUUUCACAUGUUCUGUGAAUAAAACGUCCUUUAGAAAGUUCAACCUGUUAAAGCUUUUAACCAAUUACAUCUCACCUCAAUCUCCAGCAGCCAAAGACUGUCAUGUGUCAAUAAAUGUUCUGUGUUAUGUGCAAAAAAUAAAGUUUCUAAAAAAAAA